AAACGAAGACCUAUUGGGACUGUUUUUGAAAUCCUCAUUCCGAUUGUUGUGAUGGGCAUUCUUAUUCUAAUUCCAUUGUAAGUAUAUUCACAUGCAUUUAACUGUAUAUUUUGCCAGCAAGUGUACAUUUUGUACAUUUACAAAUUGUGGUAAAAAAUUGUAGAUUACUCUUAUUUUUCUGCUGUGAGAACAGGAACUGCAAGAACUUUGCUGUGGAUCAGGCACAAGUUGGGAAGUUUUAUGACAGGCAAUUGCACCUCUUUUUUUUAAUAAAAAAAAUACCACUAAAACAUUUUCUUUUCCCUCUAUUAGGACAUCACCAUCAGCACGAGACGAAUGUUUUUGUAAGUGUCAUUCCUUAACAAAACUGAAAAAUUCAGUAAUAUUUUGAAGCUGUAAUGAGGUACUAAAGUGUUGAGACACUUCUGUAAAUUGGCCCCUUAAUUUUGCAUGUGGACAUACCUAUCCCUUUCCCCUGUGUACCCACACCCCCUUCCCUCAAAACUGAUGGUUUAUUUUAGACAAAUCAGUAUUUGCCAUAAAGUGAACAGUAUAUAUGUGAAACUUAAUGCCACAACAGUGUGUUUUGCUUUCUUUUAGCUGUAUAUCAAUCAACAGAGAUUGAUGUGAGCAACAUGAAGUACGAUGGUGGAAAAUUGGCUUUCUUCCCACAAACUGAAAUAGGUAUCAGUUUUAGAUUCCAAGUUAGAUGAUGAUGAUGAUGAUGAUGAUAAUGAUAACGAUAAUAACGCAGUUGAAGCUCUUGUAAGUGACGGUCUCUGAAAUUCGAAAAAGUGGUUGUAACUAGAACACACUGCAGAAUGCCACUUUAGAUUAUGGUGAUAAUGACGACAUGAUGAUUGAAAAUUAAUGCUUAUGCAAAUUUUGGGGGGAUAAACAAGGCUUUUUUUGGUCAAUGUGAAAGUGGUGAAUUGUAUACAAAAGUGAGUUAAGGAUUAAGAAAUCAACUCACUUAUUGUUUUUAAAUAGUUUUGCACAUAAUAUUUUGAUACAAUAUAUGUCAUUCAUACUUACUUUAAUUCUUUUUAGUGUCGAAGUUGAUGGCAAGAGUUGAAAACAUUACAGGUUUGGAAGCUGUUAGUACCAGUAACACUACUGGCAAGCCAUGGUCAUCUGGGGCUAGUAUGGCUGCUGAAGUAUCUGAGAAAGAUCAAAACUACUAUUUUGGGGGUAAGCAAAUGCAAAAUGCCUUAUAACCCAAGAAAACAAAAAAUAACAACAAACAAUUUUACAAAAACAAAGCAAGAAGAAAAGCAAACAGACAAUGAAAAACAAAACAAAAUAGAAAAGAAAAAGAAAAAUGCAGUGUUGGUUGAAAUGACAGUGCUCCAAGUUACAGAGCUUAUAAUUCUGGCAAUUGUGAUUGUCCUUUGUAUUCACUGAGGAAAAUCUCAGUCAGCUGUACAGUGAAACCUCUAUUAAGUGGACCCCCAAUUAAGCGGACACCCUCUAUUAAGUGGACACUAAGCCAGGUCCCGAAAUUAAUGUCUUAUAUAUUUCCCUUCUUAUGAACCCCUAUUCAGCGGACAGCUCUAUUAAGCAGAUGCAGGCACUAAAGUAAAUUGUAUUUGGCUAAUUUCUAUUAAUGUUAAUAACCUCUAUUAAGUGGACACCAGACUGAAUUGUCUUGACAAUAGUAGUAGUGGAUUACAUCCUUGAAAUACGUACUGUUGUCAAUUAAUAAAGAUAAAUCAAUACAUUUAGCUGUCAGUAAACUGUAGAUUAGACGGAAAGUCUUUGCACGAAGUACAGCACCGCUUCCUUAGCUUCCUUAACAACGUGGAACUUUAUCACAGUACAGAGUAUUACCGUUGAAAGUUAAUCGUUAAAAAACAUUGCUCAAUUUUUGCAAACCUUAAGCAGACACCCUCUAUUAAGCAGACACUUAGGAAGGUCCUAAAGGUGUCCUCUUAAUAGAGGUUUCACUGUAUUUUACAUUACCAACCUCAAAAUUGUGUACCAAGGGUAUUAGACAUGCACCCGCCUUUUUUAUUUCAGCCAUUGAGUUUUUAAUUGAUGAUGAGGACAGUCUUCCAAAGAAAGUCAAGUAUGCCAUUCGCUUGAGGUCUGAGGUCGAUUCGCCAUGGAACACAGACUCGACUUAUCCACAGUUUAUUCCAGAUAGCCCUGUUACAUGGUAGAUAAAAUGAUAAGCUCUCAGCAUAUUGAUUGUAACUGUAGUUAUUUGAAAACAUGCUGAAUUUGGACAUCAUACAUUCAUCGUUAAAUUUUGUCACUGUAUCACACAUUAUGACACGAUUGUGCUUAAAACAGUGCUGCUUAUAUGAUGAAUUCACCCAUUCACCCUUGAAGAUCUUUUCAAAAACUGCGGCUAUUUGAAGGUUAAGCCAAGCAGUUUUAUGACCUCCAGUCAUGAAAUGAUGUCUGAGGAAUGAGUGCAGAAAUGUCCAUACUAAUGACCUAUCACUAUACCCAUAAUAUUCUGUUGAAGAUCAGUCAAAGUAAAUUUCCCUUGUGGCACAACCCAAUCAGAAGAACUGUUACUCAGAUCCGGGUAGUGAUACGUUAUUAUUAUGAUAUUUCUGGGCUUGUUCCUCAGACAUUUUGUGGGGAGAUCGACCGAGUGGUGGUAUUAUAGCGAAAUGUCAACUCGUUUCUUAGACCACAUGUAGAACAAAAGUGAGCAUUGAUGGAAAAACUUGGAGCCAAUCAAAAUGGAUUCCAGUAGUGCAUUUUGAACUUGCUAGCCAAGUAGUUUUCAAAGUUCAUUUUUGUUGGUUGACACAAAGCUUUGAUUUUGUUUAGUGCCUCCAUGACUAAAGAAAUAAACCCACUUUUUUUUUUAUGUUUUAGGCCAGGUUCAAAUGUUGAACUUCUAGUAUGCAAAAUGAGAUGCUACCCUUUGGUUUUCAUAUAUUACAAAAUGGAAUAAAAUUAUUAUCUACUGACGUUUCAGCUGACAUUUGAGCUUUGAGAGCAAGGGACUAACUACUGUACCACUUUAUCCUGUUCUUUUUUUUCCUCAGGAGCCAAUAUGAUUACAAGUUUUUGCCACUUCAGUAUGCAAUUGAUACUGCUAUCAUGCAAAUGCAAGCUGCCUUGUCACAUGGCAUUCCUGUGAAAAUGAAGGCGAGUAUAUAAAUUAUGCAGACAUGAAUGGUUACAUGUAGGCCUUCACUGUUAAUUUCACCGCGUAACUUGUUAAUUUACGGUAACAAAAACCUCAUGGUCUUGAGGAUUGGGGUUUUAGGAAGUUUGCCUUUGUCAUCGUCAUCUUUAUUAUCACUACCAUCGUCUUCAUCAUCGUCAUCAUCAUUGCCAUCUUCAUCAUAGCCAUCAAUAUCAUCAAAGUCAGUGACAUCAUCAUCAUUAUCAUCGCAGCCAUCUUAUCAUCCUCACCUUCAUCAUCAUCAUCAUCGCCAUUUCCAUUUCCAUCAUCAUCACCAUCAUCAAUUUCAUCAUCAUCAUUUUCAUCAUUGCCAUAAUCAUUAUUGUCAAUUUCUGGAGUUGCUAUAAAUUUGUCCUGUCUUGGUUAGCUUGUUCUUAUAUUAUAUAAUCUUGUUGCACAAACCAUAACUUUGUGUUUUUCCUGCUGGUACAGAUUUUUCCUUACCCAAACUAUACAACAGAUUAUGCGAUGAAUAUGGUAUCCCUGUUUAUGCCACUGCUGGUUAUGUUGGGCCUGAUGUAUUCAGCUAUGACAAUUAUCAAGGUA
Molecule: messenger RNA, 3697 nt
Organism: Porites lobata
Lineage: Eukaryota; Metazoa; Cnidaria; Anthozoa; Scleractinia; Poritidae
Source: the annotation of a GenBank genome assembly